Molecule: messenger RNA, 1326 nt
Organism: Miscanthus lutarioriparius
Lineage: Eukaryota; Viridiplantae; Streptophyta; Magnoliopsida; Poales; Poaceae
Source: the annotation of a GenBank genome assembly
AUGGAUCCUUGGAGUGAAAGUGAGGGCAAGAGAGCCCAUGAUCCUAUCUUCAAAUGUUCCAGCCAAAACCACCACUUCAAGGAAAUGAGCGCAGAUGCUGCUGUCGCUCUCUCUGAGAGAUGUACAUGCAUCUGGGUUUCAGGUCCAAUUAUCGUGGGUGCAGGACCAUCAGGGCUUGCUGUUGCUGCAUGUCUCAAGGAGAAGGGGAUCAGCAGCCUUAUUCUUGAGCGCUCCAGCUGCAUAGCUUCCCUCUGGCAGCUCAAGACAUAUGAUCGUCUCAGCCUUCAUCUUCCUCGGAAAUUUUGUGAGCUUCCUCUCAUGCCUUUCCCUGCCAACUACCCGAUAUAUCCUUCAAAGCAGCAGUUUGUAGCCUACCUGGAGAGCUAUGCUGCAAGUUUUGGCAUAAGUCCCACAUACAAUCGCACAGUGGUGUGCGCAGAGUAUGAUGAACAGCUUCUGCUAUGGCGUGUGAGGACGCAGACUUCUGGCACAACGGGACAGGAGGUGGAGUAUUUAUCCCGGUGGCUUAUUGUGGCAACUGGUGAGAGUGCUGAGGCUGUGCAGCCAGAUAUUCGUGGUCUGCAAGAGUUCCCGGGAACAAUCAUGCACACCAGUGCAUAUAAAAGCGGCAGUGCAUUCACUGGGAAGCGUGUUCUUGUUGUCGGGUGUGGAAACUCCGGGAUGGAGGUGUGCCUAGACCUCUGCAACCACAAUGCAGAGCCCCAUAUUGUAGUACACAUCUUGCCCAGGGAGAUGCUUGGUCACUCCACCUUUGGUCUGUCAAUGUGGCUGCUCAAGUGGCUCCCAGUCCACGUUGUGGACCGUGUUCUACUGUGCAUAGCAUGGGCCAUGCUUGGGGAUACUGCUCAGCUUGGGCUAAAGCGGCCGGCCUUUGGUCCUCUUGAGCUCAAGUCACUGUCAGGAAAGACCCCAGUUCUUGAUGUCGGCACAUUUGCAAAGAUUAAGUCUGGUGAUAUCAAGGUACGACCUGCCGUAAGACAGAUAUCAGGAAGAGUGGUAGAAUUUGCGGAUGGUGGGUUGGAGGAGUUUGAUGCCAUUGUGCUUGCGACUGGCUACAAGAGCAACGUUCCCUUCUGGUUGAAGGACCGAGAGUUAUUUUCUGAAAAAGAUGGCUUGCCAAGAAAAGCAUUUCCGAACGGGUGGAAGGGCGAGAACGGCCUGUACUCGGUUGGAUUCACCCGGCGUGGACUGACGGGGACCUCGGUCGAGGCCAGGAGUAUCGCCCACGACAUCGAGCAGCAAUGGAAGGCCAAAGGGAUGCAUCCGGAUGGUUCCUCCAGCUCCCGUCGCUGUUGUUUACCAUGA